Rasamsonia emersonii CBS 393.64 is the source of this 843-nucleotide messenger RNA. Its product is annotated as Glycan biosynthesis protein (PigL). The coding region runs from base 1 to 843 and encodes 280 amino acids. The record is from RefSeq and is a predicted model, not a curated record. NCBI's taxonomy places the organism in Eukaryota, Fungi, Ascomycota, Eurotiomycetes, Eurotiales, Trichocomaceae. Gene Ontology annotation, biological process: GPI anchor biosynthetic process. Gene Ontology annotation, molecular function: N-acetylglucosaminylphosphatidylinositol deacetylase activity. The transcript has 6 exons. Gene Ontology annotation, cellular component: endoplasmic reticulum.
AUGGCCUCAAUUCCGCUCCAGCUUGCAAGGCUUGCAAGGCAUCUGGGCCGCCGCGCGGCGAGGAAGAAGUUCUCCAUCGCGCUGGCCGUCGGAGUGAUUUUCUUUCUUAUACCCCUUGUUCUCUACUUCCUGCUUGCCUAUACUCUCGCUGGCGACCCUAGACUGGUACCACAUGCGAUCCGCAACGCGCGGAAUAAAGAAAGCAUUUUUAAACCAGUCUAUUAUUUUCAAAACAAAACUGAUUUCAAACUUUUAGGCAACUAUGAUGGUCUCGGUGAGGAGAGGAAAGCCGAAGCCAAAGCCAGCUGUGCCACGCUCGGAAUUUCCCCGGAUCGAUGUGUAGUCCUCAAUCAUCCUGACUUGCAAGAUAAUCCCAAGAAAUGGUGGGAUGAAGACAUCGUCAAGGAUGUCCUCCAGAAGCAUGUUCGCAUGUGGAAUAUUGACUUGAUCAUUACCUUCGAUCAAUACGGUAUAUCAGGCCAUGUCAACCACAGGUCUGUCAGCAACGGCGUCCGCAAAUACGCCAUUGAGAACAACCACCAGCCUCCAGCCUACGCCGUCCAGACCAAGUUCGUCCUCCGCAAAUACUCCUCUCUCGCGGACCUGAUCCCGACAUCACUCCCUUUCUCGCUGCGGAUCCUCCAGGCCCUGUUCGUGGCACCCCCAGAGGGGUACACAGGCGAUAUGGGUCCCGCGAGGCCUCCUGCCGGUGGCGAUCGGUACGGUGACAAGGCCCUGAUUGUAAUACAAGAACCGUCCGAAGAGAAGAAGGGUAAAAAGGAAAAAGACAUCAAUGAAGUGGGAAAAAAGGCCGGCCAGCUUCUAUGCAACUUUCAAUAUUGA